AUGAAUCCUAAUGACAUCAUCCUGACUAUUGCCUUCUGUUUCCAGAUGUUACUUGGAACACUGGGGAACUCCUUCUUAAUGUGUCUCUUCAUCAUUGUUUUCCUCACUGGACACAGAUUGAGGCCCAUAGAUUCAAUACUCACCCAGCUGGCCUUGGCCAACUCUUUGGUGCUCCUUUGCAAGGGCAUCCCUCAGACAAUGGCAGCUUUGGGUCUGGAGAACUUUCUGAAUGAUGGUGGCUGUAAGACAGUCUUCUACCUUCACAGGGUAGCCCGUGGUCUUUCCCUGAGCAUGACCUGCCUCCUGAGUGGCUUUCAAGCAAUUACCAUCAGUCCUAGAUUCUCCAGAUGGGCAGAGCUUAAAGCCAGAAUCCCAAAGUACAUCACUGUCACCUGUGUCUUGUGCUGGAUCUUCCACCUACUGCUAUAUAGCUUUAUUAUUGAGAAAAUUCUAGGACCAGGGUCUCCUAGAAAUAGCUCAGAGAUAGACAAUUAUGGAUAUUGUUUUACUUCAGCAAAAAUUAACGCUGAAGCACUGUUUGCAUUUAUCUCCCUCCCCGAUGCUGUAAGUAUGUGGUUCAUUGUCUUGGCCAGUGGCUACAUGGUGCUCAUCCUGGACAGGCACCAUAAGCAAGUCCAGCACAUCCACCUGACCAGCCAUUCUUCCAGAGCCUCCCAUGAGAUCAGAGCCACCCAGGCUAUCCUGCUUCAGGGAAGCACUUUUGUCUGCUUUUAUUCACUCAAUUCCAUCUUGGUCGCAUAUAUGUAUUAUAGAAAUCCAAGACCCUGGUUGGUGCAGUGCUCUGUCUUCUUGGCUUCCUCUUUCCCAACUGUUAGCCCAUUUCUGCUGAUCUGCAUGGAUUCUCAAGUGCUAAGAUAUUACUGGGGUCUUUGGGGAAGGAAUGUUGCACCUUUUAGAUUCUCUGUGUGUCUGUCCUGGGCUUAG
This is a messenger RNA of Monodelphis domestica (gray short-tailed opossum), 945 nucleotides long. RefSeq names its product vomeronasal 1 receptor monDomV1R1235. Gene Ontology annotation, cellular component: membrane. NCBI's taxonomy places the organism in Eukaryota, Metazoa, Chordata, Mammalia, Didelphimorphia, Didelphidae. Gene Ontology annotation, biological process: G protein-coupled receptor signaling pathway. The record is from RefSeq and is marked provisional. Gene Ontology annotation, molecular function: pheromone receptor activity.